Psilocybe cubensis is the source of this 2067-nucleotide messenger RNA. RefSeq lists its product as uncharacterized. NCBI's taxonomy places the organism in Eukaryota, Fungi, Basidiomycota, Agaricomycetes, Agaricales, Agrocybaceae. The record is from RefSeq and is a predicted model, not a curated record. The transcript has 5 exons. Bases 1 to 2067 code for a protein of 688 amino acids.
AUGCCUGUCAAUAAACUUGAUGGUCAGGCGCGCGACAAAGCACCUGCUGAGGCCGAGGCAGGCUCCGUUGGGGAUGCAGUCCCGAAUGUUCAUAAACCCUGGAAUUUCGAUGACGCCUUCAAAUACGCACCUCCGAGACCAGAAGGAGACUCAUGGGACAUACUGCUGGACCCCUUGAUGAAACAGGAUAAAAUUCGAUGUGAUGCGUGGAAAGACGAAGUUCAGAACCUGUUGAUUUUCGCUGGACUUUUUUCCGCGGUGGUUACCACUUUCAUUAUCGAAUCAUACAAGUCUCUACAACCCGACCCAAACGAUUUUGUCAUUGACUUACUUUCUCAUAUCUCAACUCGUCUCAAUGCUUCCCUGGAGCCAAGUGCUACAAUCACAUCUAUGGCCCAAACCUUCUCACCCACUUCGUCGUCUGUCCGAGUCAAUUCUUUUUGGUUUACUAGCUUGGUUCUCAGUCUGACAACUGUUCUGGUCGGUAUCAUUGCUCUUCAAUGGCUUCGAGAGCACCAGUUCUACUCAACAGACCUAUCCCCUCGUGAAAAAUACUCCUUGUACUGUAUGCGAGAAGACGCUCUGAAGACUUGGCAAGUCGAUAAGAUAUUUAACUCCCUACCACUCCUCCUUCAGUGUGCGUUAAUUCUGUUCCUCGGAGGGGUCGUCGACUUUCUGCAAGCGAUAGGCAACAUCGGAGUUUUUGUCCCAGUUGCUAUUAUCGUUGGACUGACUUUGCUGUUCCUUGUCAUGACAACAGUCCUCCCAAGCCUCCAGGUUUCUUUGCUCUACUAUGAUAUUUUUCUUAACUGGGAUAUAACUAGAAAUGAUCCUGCUUGGCUUGCCAUCCGCGACGGCUACAUGCGGUUCGUCUAUAAACGUUCCUCCAGUGCAGAAUAUAUUUCACGCACAGACGUGGUCCCCAUCUUCGACAUCGUACGGGGUCUGCUUGACCAGGCAUAUCAUACCUCGCUUUUCCCUUCGACAUACCAUUGCCUUGCGGAGAUAUCUGAUCUAGUUACGCAACCCCCACACUCGUCUGGAUUUACCAGCGCUGACGAUGCUUUUCGACAAAGUCUAUACUUGCAUGACCUUGUCGCAUCCAAGGACGAUACACCGCUACUGGAAUAUUUUGGUAACGACUCUGGAGCCAAGCCUGAUUCACUGUCUGAAUCGAGUAUAGUAUUGUCGACUGCAUCUAAUUUAACUCUGCUGUUACACCAACAAAUUGUCGAAUCAUUUAUCCCCUACCACUUUUCCAGACAAAUUUUCGCGCUGCCAUCAAAGCAUAGAAUAGAGCUCAGACUUCGUCUGUUGAGAUCAUUUUUCAACGCAAAGCAUCUUAACUUCUCAUCGGAUCUGCGUAUCAUGAUACCAGAGUGUCUUAUAUUGCGCUAUUACCACGCUUCAGCGAUUAUAGACAACGAAGAAGAUGAUAUGGAGGCAUUCACAGAUUUUGCAUGGCAAAUUGCCCAUCUUACUCAAGUCAUACUUGAACAAAUAAGUCAUCGUCCUGACUCUAUCGCCCACCACCCAUCCGUGCAACACGAUAUCAUCUUGCCUUUCAUGGAGACGUCAGGCUGCUACGCUAAUUGCCUGCUUCGUCAAAAAAACCCUUCGAGCUCAAUAAUCAGCAGUUACUCUUCCGUUUUUCGCUUCAUCGAAGAAAUUUUACUGAAAGACAUGGCCGAAUGGACGGAGACAAAUAUUCAACCAAGUCUAUUCUUCUACACAUCAUCUCUACUUGCAUAUAACAUUUUGCUGGAUUGGGGUUCCAAGGACUUAAAUCAGCCCAUCUCAGACCCUUCUUUUCGCUCGAUGUGCGCUGCAAUAUGCGCUUACCGAGAAGGGACCAUCGAUGCAGAAAUUUUUGACCCGGAUAUUGAGGAGCAGUUUACUAGAGACCCGGAUGUUUAUUACUUUGGAAGGAUCUACGACACAGAUUCUCCUCGGACAUUUUCGUCGCAGUGGUGGGCAAGAUUGGCCAUCUACAAGGCCACAUGGGAGUCGACUUCUGUUCAUCAGUCGUACCCAUCUUCCGUUGAUUCAGUCGCCGAAAUACAGUAA